UUUUAUGGCUAGGCGAAUGUAAAAGGGUAUUAUAUUGCGAUGCUGAUUACUGCUGAGCGGUAUGAGUGGUGAUGCAACACGCAGCCAUAAUCUGCUGCCUCGUAGAGAGCGUGUUCGGAGUGACGUCACCCGACGCCGCUAAGUUCAGUCUCAGCUCGCUAUAUGACGCGGCGUUGCCUGUACUGCAUCCCAUCAUCGCCGCCGGCUCUGAUCGAUGCGGCACAUUAAAAAGCCUGCUCGGCAUAACAUACGAGCAAAUGCAAGAGAAGAACCGGACGAACUACCAAGAGAUAACCAUAGACCACAUCACCAAGAACGGGAACAUCAAAUACAACAUGACGGCCGCAAAAAAGCUUAAUAGGUUCAUGUCCAAUGCUGAAACGGUGGUUGUUCUUGUCCAUGGAUUUCUGGAGAGCUCCGAUGGAUGGAUGGUGAAUGCUUUAGCUCCUGAGUAUUUGAAGAAAGCGGGCUAUAAGGUAUUAGCCCUGGAUGGAAGAAGGGCGAUAUCUUAUGAAUAUUUCAGUGCGUCAACACACGCUCGGUUCAUCGGGGAAAAACUUGGCAACUUUCUGAGUGAGCUUGUUGAAGGCGGCCAAGACCCUUCAAAACUGAUCCUAAUCGGCCACAGUCUCGGCGCUCACAUUGCAGGCGUCGCAGGGAAGCGUCUCCAACAGAACACAGGCCAGCAAGCGUCCCGUAUAACAGGCCUGGAUCCUGCUGGGCCCUGCUUCAGCAAAGUUGACGCCGGUGCGCGGUUGGACCGCAGCGAUGCGGCGUACGUCGACGUCGUGCAUACGAAUGCUGGCGUACUAGGGAUUAAAGACCCUGUAGGUAAACGAGUCCUUCUUUUCCUUUACAUAUCUCAAACACAAUAUAGGCCAGCAAGCGUCCCGUAUAACAGGCCUAGAUCCUGCCGGACCCUGCUUCAGCAAAGUAGAUGCCGGUGCGCGGUUGGACCGCAGCGAUGCGGCGUAUGUCGACGGGGUGCAUACGAAAGCUGGCGUGCUCGGGAUUAAAGAGCCUGUAGGACACAAAGACUUCUAUCCUAAUGGCGGCAUGACGCAGCCAGGCUGCAUAUUAGCCACGUGUGAUCACACCCGGGCUUGGGAGCUCUUAGCUGAAGCCAUUAAUGCGCCAGAUGAUUUCCCUG
Molecule: messenger RNA, 1150 nt
Organism: Cydia amplana
Lineage: Eukaryota; Metazoa; Arthropoda; Insecta; Lepidoptera; Tortricidae
Product: pancreatic lipase-related protein 2-like
Exons: 6
Coding region: 72-1016 (314 amino acids)
Biological process (GO): lipid catabolic process
Molecular function (GO): lipase activity
Source: RefSeq, a predicted model, not a curated record